This is a messenger RNA of Aplysia californica (California sea hare), 620 nucleotides long. RefSeq names its product epidermal retinol dehydrogenase 2. Gene Ontology annotation, molecular function: oxidoreductase activity, acting on the CH-OH group of donors, NAD or NADP as acceptor. The record is from RefSeq and is a predicted model, not a curated record. NCBI's taxonomy places the organism in Eukaryota, Metazoa, Mollusca, Gastropoda, Aplysiida, Aplysiidae. Gene Ontology annotation, cellular component: lipid droplet.
UGUGACACGCACUGUGUAGUUGCUGCUGCUGUGUUCACUUGUCACAACACGACACAAGACCGGGAAGCAGGCAACAUGUUGGGAAUUCUCUUGGAGUUUUUGUGGACACUUCUGCAGGUCCAGAAAGAGGUGGGGAACGUGGACAUCUUGGUGAACAACGCCGGCGUGGUGUACGGGAGGUCUGUGGUCGAUUCUCUGGACUCCCAGGUGGAGAGGACAUUCCAGGUCAACAUAGAGGCGCACUUUUGGACUGUGAAGGCCUUCCUGCCGGCCAUGAUAGAGAGGAACUCUGGCCAUGUGGUCUCUAUAGCUAGCACAGCUGGCCUGUUUGGGGUGCCAGGUAUGGCCGACUACUGCUCCUCCAAGUUCGCCGCUGUGGGUCUGAGCGAGUCCCUGGAGAUGGAGCUGCACAAGGCGGGGAAGGACGGCGUGCAGACCACGGUGAUCUGCCCUUACCUCAUGGACACGGGCAUGUUUGAGGGAUGCUCUUCCAGGUUCCCGCUCCUGCUGUCAAUCCUUGACCCCCAGUAUGUGGCCACGAAGACUGUCCAGGCGGUCCUGUGCAACCAGAACUUUGUCAUCCUGCCCAAGAUUCUCUACCUCAUGUUCUUUCUCAAAGC